AGCAGAAAGCUGGAGAAAGAUGAUUUCAAUGUUGUUUCCGCGGUCGCCUUUGUGCACAGCAGCCAUAGUAUUCUACACAUGUGUGUGCAUUCCCUUAGGGAGGUUGAAGAAGAAUGGUGGAGAUGCGGAAGCGCAUGAUGAUGACGGUUACCCUCUAGUGGGAGUGAUGUUUGGGGACAACGAAAAGGAGGAGGAAAUUUGCUGCCCCAUAUGCCUGGCGGAGUUUGAGGCUGAGGAUGCGGUGACCCGUCUUCCCAGAUGCGCUCAUCUCUUCCACAUCAAUUGCAUAGAACCUUGGCUUCUCCGUGGCCAUCUCACGUGCCCUCUCUGCAGAUCAUUUGUAUUGGCUCCAACUCCUCCUACGCGCAAUGUCAAUAAUGUCCACUCCUCUUCCACCUUCAAAGCAGAGAGCUCCCUUCUCCACGGCGAGGAGGAAGGAAGAAGAAAGCCAGAGAGAGAGAGAGAGAUAGAUAGCGAGAGUUCGCAGCUUCCCCUCCGACCAUUUGACUGCUACUGUGACUACAACACACCGUUGAUCCUACAAAAAGAGGGAAUGGAUACUGGCGGCAAUUCGCUGGCGUCCGGACCUGAUGGUGUGAAGAGGAAAGUUUGUUAUUUCUAUGACCCUGAGGUCGGCAAUUACUACUAUGGCCAAGGUCACCCCAUGAAGCCCCAUCGCAUCCGCAUGACCCAUGCCCUUCUCGCUCACUACGGUCUCCUUCAGCAUAUGCAGGUUCUCAAGCCCUUCCCUGCCCGCGACCGUGAUCUCUGCCGCUUCCACGCCGACGACUACGUCUCCUUUCUCCGCAGCAUUACCCCUGAAACCCAGCAAGAUCAGAUUCGCCAACUCAAGCGCUUCAAUGUUGGUGAAGACUGUCCCGUCUUUGACGGCCUUUAUUCCUUUUGCCAGACCUAUGCUGGGGGCUCUGUUGGUGGCUCUGUCAAGCUUAACCACGGCCUCUGCGAUAUUGCCAUCAACUGGGCUGGUGGUCUCCAUCACGCUAAGAAGUGCGAGGCCUCUGGCUUCUGUUACGUCAAUGAUAUCGUCUUAGCUAUCCUAGAGCUCCUUAAGCAGCAUGAGCGUGUUCUUUAUGUCGAUAUUGAUAUCCACCACGGGGAUGGAGUGGAGGAGGCAUUUUAUGCUACUGACAGGGUUAUGACUGUCUCGUUCCAUAAAUUUGGUGAUUACUUUCCCGGUACAGGUCACAUACAGGAUAUAGGUUAUGGUAACGGAAAGUACUAUUCUCUCAAUGUACCACUGGAUGAUGGAAUUGAUGAUGAGAGCUAUCAUCUGUUAUUCAAGCCCAUCAUGGGGAAAGUUAUGGAAGUUUUCCGACCAGGGGCUGUGGUAUUGCAGUGCGGUGCUGAUUCAUUGUCUGGUGAUAGGUUGGGGUGCUUUAAUCUUUCGAUCAAAGGUCAUGCUGAGUGCGUAAAGUUUAUGAGAUCGUUCAAUGUUCCCCUACUGCUCUUGGGUGGUGGUGGUUACACCAUCCGCAAUGUUGCCCGUUGCUGGUGCUACGAGACUGGAGUUGCACUUGGUGUUGAAGUUGAAGAUAAGAUGCCGGAGCAUGAAUAUUAUGAAUAUUUUGGUCCAGACUAUACACUUCACGUUGCUCCAAGUAACAUGGAAAAUAAGAAUUCUCGUCAGAUGCUUGAAGAGAUUCGCAAUGACCUUCUCCACAAUCUCUCUAAGCUGCAGCAUGCUCCAAGUGUGCCAUUCCAGGAAAGACCACCAGAUACAGAGGCUCCCGAGGUUGAUGAAGACCAAGAAGAUGGAGAUAAAAGAUGGGAUCCGGAUUCAGACAUGGAUGUAGAUGAUGACCGUAAACCUAUACCAAGCAGAGUAAAAAGAGAAGCUGUUGAACCAGAUACAAAGGACAAGUUCGUGCAGGAUGGACUGAAAGGAGUUAUGGAGCGUGGCAAAGGUUGUGAGGUGGGGAUGGAUGAGAGUGGAAGCAGUAAGGUUACAGGAGUGAACCCAGUGGGAAUGGAGGAAGCAAGUGUGAAAAUGGAAGAGGAAGGAACAAACAAGGGUGGGGCGGACCAGUUUCCCUCCGGAGAUCGAAACAUGUUCACGGCGGCAGCUUCGUCGAGCGCGGGAAGGUGGCGGACGGCGUUUCUUUCUCUGAGGGACGAAAUCGUAACGACUCCACCGCCGCCGGUUCCUCUGUUGCUCCAGGAUCUACUCUUCUCUCAAUCCCAUUCCCUUGUCUCUGCCGUCUCUCACCUCCCACCGCACGAGCUCACUUCCGAUUGCUUGUUCCUGCUCGAUUUGGUUUCCAAAGCUGAUGGUCCUGACUGGAUCCCUGUCUCUCGUCAUACUUGUCAACUAAUUCACGAUGUUUGUGCUCGUCUACUUUUCCAACUAAAUUCUUCGUCAUGGCCGUUCCUUCUUCACUCUUUUGCUUCUGUCUUGGAGUUUCUUCUUCGCCAACCCAUGCCUUCUUCACCCUAUUCCACUGCAUAUUUCUCCAGAAUCGAACCUGUGUUCCAAUGCUUCGAGACUCUAAGACGUUUGGCCGCUAUGCAUCCGGAGAACAUUCAUCUUGUCAAGUUUCUUCUGCGCAUAAUUCCUUUAUUACACCAGGAUUUAGUUUUAUCGUAUGGUUUCUCAAAUCAAAACCCUCCUCCUACUUUAGAUCUGGAAAAGAAACUGCCUCAACAGAAUAGCUUAUGGGAUUCCAUGGCUCUUGCCUUUGACAUGUUUGGUAGAGCAUUUUCUGUAUCUGAGUCUUUGUUUCCUACUGACCUCUGCCAAUGCUCGCUAGAGGUUCUAAGGAAAGUAAUGGACGUCCUAGCAUCUAAGGGCCAGCUUGUCGAAAACCGAUUUAUGUGGAGAUUUUAUUCAUGCCUUCUAGGCUGUGCGCACGAGGUCCUUACAAAUAUCAAAUGUCCUGUUUCUGAUCACGUCUUAAGUUUCAUAGCGGCAUUGAGAAUGUUUUUCUGUUUUGGACUUACUGGCCCACCUCAGUUAUCUCAUUCUGAUGUUGUUCACAAAGAUAAGCAUUUGAAUGUCAAGCUUUCUACAUUGAUUUCUGGAGUAAGUAAGAAUGCCAAGAAUACUCCUUAUAGGCCACCCCACUUGCGCAAGAGGGAUGAUCUGAACACUAAGCAGCCAGUGUCUUGUGACUGGCGGCGCCUGUCUGCUCAUGAUUCUUGUAGUUCUGAUGUUAUAUCAUCAGAUUCUGAUUUUAGUGACAGUGACGGUUCCGUACCGGAUUCUUAUUUUGCCCAAAGCUCGAAGGUUAGAAUAGCUGCAAUUGUUUGCAUACAGGAUCUUUGCCAGGCUGAUUCAAAGUCAUUUACCACUCAGUGGGUGACUCUCUUUCCAACAAGUGAUGUACUCAAGCCAAGGAAGUUUGAAGCUACUCUAAUGACCUGCUUGCUUUUUGAUCCUCAUUUGAAGGUAAGGAUUGCAUCUGCGUCAGCUCUUGCCACCAUGAUGGAUGGGCCUUCAUCUAUUUUCCUUCAAGUGGCAGAGUACAAGGAAUCUACCAAAUAUGGAUCAUUUAUGCCCCUCUCCAAUUCCCUUGGUCUAAUAUUAAUGCAACUCCACACAGGCAUUCUACAUUUGAUUCACAGUGAUAAUCAUGAUAGAUUGUUGAUUCAGCUGUUCAAGAUCCUCUUGCUUCUGAUAUCAAGCACACCUUACUCGAGAAUGCCGGGAGAAUUGCUGCCAAAAGUUAUAAUGUCUCUGCAUGCUAGGAUUAAUGAGGGGUUUCCUUUCAAAAAUGAUAAAACUGGUCUGCUGGUUGCCGCAAUAGGUUGCCUGACAGCUGCAUUUUCCACCUUUCCUCCUCAAAUGAAAGUGCAUAAUAUGCUUUUGGAUGAGACAUCAGCAGGAUUCGAUGGAUGUGAAUGGAAUUCAGGAGUUCUUUCUACUUUAUUUCGUUUUGCUGAGCAAUUUGCUGACGCAUCAACAUGCAUUGAGGCUCUUCAGGUCCUCCGAGCUGUGGCUCUCAAUUACCCAACCUUAGUGCCUGCAUAUUGGGAACGGGUCUCUGUCCUCGUGUAUAAACUUUUGCAGUCUGCUGUUGUUGAAGAUUCUCCAACGACAUGGAAGGCUUCAGUUAGAGAGUCUGUUGGAUAUAAUGGGGAUAAAGUCCUUACAGCUGCUAUUAAGGUUUUGGAUGGAUGCCUUCGCGCAAUAUCUGGAUUUAAGGGAACAGAAGAUCUUCAGUACGAUAGAUUAAUGGAUACACCAUUUACAUCUGACUGCAUAAGGUCAAUAAGAAUCUCAUCUGCACCAUCAUAUGGAUUUGAUAAUACCCAAGAGCCAAUCUUUCAGGCAGGAUGUGACCAAUGGUCUGAGGCUAUUCGUAAACAUAUAGUUCUGGUGUUACACCAUGGUUCUGCAGUGGUGAGGAGCACUACAGUUACUUGCUUUGCUGGUAUAACAUCCUCCAUAUUUGCCGCUUUCAGUAAGCAGGAAAAGGACUUUAUUACUUCAUCAAUUAUAACCGCUGCAUUGCAUGACAAAACACCUUCAGUCCGAUCAGCAGCUUGCCGCGCUAUUGGUGUAAUUUCAUGUUUUCCAGAAACUUCUAUAAGUGCGGAGAUAUAUGAAAAAUUUAUCAUAGCUGUUGAAGCUAAUACCCGCGACUCCUUGACCUCGGUGCGUAUAACAGCAUCAUGGGCCUUGGCCAAUGUAUGCGAUGCUCUACGAUACCGCGUCGAUGAUAGAUCCUUUGAAGGAUUAAAGACAACUUCACAAGUUGUGGAUGCACUAAUAGAAUGUGCUUUGCGCCUAACUGAGGAUGGGGACAAGGUUAAAUCCAAUGCAGUUCGGGCACUGGGGAGUAUUUCAAAAUAUGUAAACUUGAGAUGCAUGACAAGUAUAAAGUCAGUGGACCAAGAUGUAUUACCUUUUCCCCAUCAACAUUCAUCAAAUUCCCACCAUCUAUCCUGCGCGGGAGAUACAAGGUGGUUGGAGAGAACCGUUCAGGCAUUUCUUUCCUGUGUUACUACUGGUAAUGUUAAGGUUCAAUGGAAUGUUUGUCAUGCGUUGAGCAAUUUAUUCUCCAAUGAGACAGUAAAACUGCAAGAUAUGGAUUGGGCUCCAAGUGUUUUUAGUAUCUUACUAUUGCUGCUUCGUGAUGCAUCAAACUUUAAGAUUAGAAUCCAAGCUGCUGCCGCUUUAGCUGUCCCAGCAACCCCACUUGCUUAUGGGAGAUCAUUCCCUGAUGUUGUCAAAGGUGUAGAGCAUACUUUACAAAGUCUGCAUUCUGACAGAGAGACGACUCCAACAAAUUUUAAAUAUAAGAGAUCGCUUGAGAAUCAGUUAACCUCAACCAUGCUGCAUCUCCUGAGCCUAGUUUCAAGCUGUCAUUUCGAAGCGUUGACUGAUUUUCUUAUAAGAAAAGCCUCUUUUCUAGAGGAGUGGUUGAGAGGAUUGUGUGUGACAUUGAAGGAGGAAGAUAAUGUGUCUGGAUCAAGCGGCACAAGCACUUCGGGUGGGAAGCUGAAGAAAGAGUUGAUCACUAGAGCUAUACGGUCGCUUGCCAGAAGCUUGCGGGCUGGACAUAGCUCUGAAAUGGCUCUAAAGUUGCAGGAGUUAGAGAGCAAUGAAUUGACUGAGCAAGCAAUGCUUCUCGAUCGGGUUAACUUGGCUCUGUAAUUUCUAGCUCAAGUGACUGUAAACAAUUCAAUACAUGUACAUUAGCUCCCAUGACAAAUUUUGCUAAAAGAAUCAGAAUGAAAUUGGCGGAUAUAU
Messenger RNA from Arabidopsis arenosa, 5713 nucleotides. Lineage: Eukaryota; Viridiplantae; Streptophyta; Magnoliopsida; Brassicales; Brassicaceae. The record is from the annotation of a GenBank genome assembly.